UUCACAAUGUGUUUCCAGGCCAGAAGAAACGACGAGUAGCUGCUGUUGAUUAGUUUGUGUGAGUUGUGAGUUACAGAAGAGUAAAAUUCCAGGAGUGGCUCCUGUGCCUGCUUUUCUCUGUUGUCUUUGUGCUGCAGAGCCCUUGUUGGCUCCAGGUCAGGCUGAGCCCCACCCUCCAAGGAAGAUGGCUCUUGCCCACUUUGUGCCCACUGGGCAGGGGCUUGCCGUCCACACACAGGCUGCCGCGGUGGUCCCCCUUGUUGCCUGCGCUCUGUCCUGUUUUGAUGAAUUUCCUGGUGCGCAGCUUGUGUCAUCUGUGGAUGGGGUUUUUACCAGCAGUGUGAGAGCUUUAAAACAGGAGGGCGUGAAGACUGAGAACGACCACAUCAACCUGAAGGUGGCAGGGCAGGAUGGCUCGGUGGUACAGUUCAAGAUUAAGAGGCACACCCCGCUGAGCAAGCUGAUGAAGGCCUACUGUGAGCGGCAGGGCUUGUCGAUGAGACAGAUUAGAUUCAGGUUUGAUGGGCAGCCCAUUAAUGAAACAGACACUCCAGCGCAGCUGGAGAUGGAGGACGAAGACACCAUUGACGUGUUCCAGCAGCAGACGGGAGGUGCAGUCUCCAGAGGGACCAUUCUGCACCCUGCAUUCGCUGUGGAAUGGUGAGCACACGACCAAGCUGAUCACGGAGUCUGUGGAAGCCGAGGACAGUCACCAAACAACCCUCUCUGUCGGGUGCACUUCUGCAAAACUGCAUCUACAGAGACAUGUCUACAGUUUAAAUUGGGCCAGUCAGAUUGUUUUUUGAUUAGAUAAAACGGAGUUGUGAGGUUUUUUUCAUUUUUGCUUUUCUCUCCCCUCCCAAACAUUUUCCCCCAAGACUUGUCAAAUGUCAGCUUCAUCUGUGACCAGGUUCUCAGCCCAGAGUUGAGAUGCUCCUGAGCUCCUUGUUGUAAUCAUGUUGUAAUCAUGUAGUUAUCGUUCUCCCAGUUGCUGCGGCUGUGGGACAAGGAGGGCAGGAUUUGACUUACUGUUUGGUGUAGGCACAGGUUACUACAAUGCUAAGUAUUGCAAGUUUAGGCUUUGUCAAGCAUGUGGUAAAGUUGAAGGGAAAAACUGGACUGGUCCUUGAAAAAACACGCAAUGAGUUUUUCAGUAAUGUGCACCCAGGUCUCUCUACUCCCUGAAGCGCAGGACACUAUCCCUCUGGUCAGUACCUGGUGAAGGGUACAUGAAUGAAGAUUGGCACAAUAAAAACUAGCUUUUGCCCUUUUCGUAACAUGGAUAAAGUACCCCAUUUCUCAACUGGUAAUUGUUUUGGGGCCUCAGACUUCUAAUAUUUGCCUCUGAUUAAUGAUUAUGGUCUCCUUAUAAAAAAGUUUGAGUUUCCUGAAUUUGCAGUUACAUAUUGUAUAAAAGAGCUACUUCAAAGUGUGGUUGCAAAAGAAACCCAUGGAAAGGUGACUGUGUGUGUUUCUCAUGGAUUUGUGCUCCGCUGCUCGAUGUCAUGUAUUAGUAUGGUGACUCCAGUUCUGUGACAUACCUUGGGCUCUAUGCCAAUUACAAUGUUCAUAGUUCUGCCUGUUGUCCUUCUUUAAGGAUCCAUUGCUGCUUGACAGCCAUUCUCUGACUUUGACAGUCACCUGACAAUGACCUGCCAUCUCUUGCUUGCUUGAAAUCCUGCAAAAAGUGUUCUUUCCUUUGUUUUGCUGUACGGGCUUGGGGUGGGAUGUUUGUUCUAUUGUGUUUAUUCACCAAUUUGUACAUUAUUUGUUGUCCUUUACUACUGUAAACAGUAAAUAUAGUUUGGUAUUCUGUC
Molecule: messenger RNA, 1817 nt
Organism: Cavia porcellus (domestic guinea pig)
Lineage: Eukaryota; Metazoa; Chordata; Mammalia; Rodentia; Caviidae
Gene: Sumo3
Product: small ubiquitin like modifier 3
Exons: 4
Coding region: 185-664 (159 amino acids)
Biological process (GO): protein sumoylation
Cellular component (GO): nucleus
Molecular function (GO): protein tag activity; ubiquitin-like protein ligase binding
Source: RefSeq, a predicted model, not a curated record